AUGGCAGAAACCACACUUGAAAAAACAACGGAAACAGGUGCAAUAUCGCCACGUGGCUGCACUUUAAUCACAGAAUUGCCAGAAAUAAUAAUUCAUAUAUUUCAAUACUUGAAAGAUGGAGAAUUAGAUGUAUGCAGGCAAGUGUGUACCAAAUGGAGAGAUAUCAUCGAAAACAUAAUGUAUCACCGAGUAACAAUGAUGACAAGGAAAAUUCCUUUUAAUAUAAUAAUCACCGCAAUCCACGAAUCGGAAAAUUUACGUCCCUACGUUGGUUUCGACGACAAUUUUCAAUACUGUUGGUUCGUUUUAGGAGACAAAUCUGAUCGUCCGGUUCUGACUACAGAUGAUCUUAAACGAUUCAGAAGACCUACACUUGAGCCUAUUCCAAGUCAUAAGUAUACGUACUUUAUGCAUUCAUACAAUCCAAACUCUGCUAGAAAGUUUUUUUUUUUGCACAUUAUAAGUACUCAUCAACCGACAAAACCGAAAUACAAAUAUCAAUGUUUCCAAACAUUCCAGGUUUUAAUAUUUUUAAUUAUUCGUUCACUCUACGUGGAAAGUAACCUAUACUUUAUCACAAGUCAGACUUGAUAAAGGAAAUAGAAAAUGUAUGCCACAAAAUUAAUAUACCGGACGGACAAAAAAAGUGCAUUAUUUUUUACAAAGAUAUUACAGUAUAUUCGUUCGAAACUGAACAUUCCGAAGACCAUCGUAAUCUAUACAGGCUCACACUAUUUCAUGGUGAGAAAGUGAAUGCUUUUCCUGUUUAUAUUUAUGAAGGUAAAACUGGUUAUACGACUAUUCAAGAAAAAUUAAAAAAACUGAAAUAUUGUGAACUGAAAAUGGUACAGAAGAGAUGUUUCGCAUAUGUUUUUUAUGACGCGUGUACAGAGUGCAUGAAUUCAGCAACUCGAGCAUUUAGCGAAGUGUUUCCUUUAGUGAAAUACGUUACUCAUCACUUUUUACCGUCCUAUUUAUCAAUUAUUCCAAGCAAAAUAGAGUAUUUUCGUGUAGAUAAAUACUGUUUUAUUCCCUGCACUAUAAUAAUGGUUUUCGUGAGGUGGAAAUAAAUUUAUUGUAUU
Centruroides sculpturatus (bark scorpion) is the source of this 1082-nucleotide messenger RNA. RefSeq lists its product as uncharacterized. The record is from RefSeq and is a predicted model, not a curated record. The transcript is spliced from 3 exons. NCBI's taxonomy places the organism in Eukaryota, Metazoa, Arthropoda, Arachnida, Scorpiones, Buthidae. The coding region runs from base 1 to 591 and encodes 196 amino acids. Gene Ontology annotation, molecular function: protein binding.